Epinephelus fuscoguttatus (brown-marbled grouper) is the source of this 1300-nucleotide messenger RNA. Its product is annotated as retinol dehydrogenase 7-like. The transcript has 6 exons. The coding region runs from base 174 to 1160 and encodes 328 amino acids. Lineage: Eukaryota; Metazoa; Chordata; Actinopteri; Perciformes; Serranidae. The record is from RefSeq and is a predicted model, not a curated record. Gene Ontology annotation, molecular function: oxidoreductase activity.
CCCGGAAGUUACAGUAAAUAUAACACCAAAUGAAAAAGAAAAGGUAAAACAGGUACUUUGAAUCAUAUCUCCACCACUUCUGUGUGUCUGUUGAAGGCUGAUGUCCUGUCGCUCCGCAGUGCGACACUGAUUCAUUCAUUCACCGCUGAAAACACACACCAAGCCAUCUGAGGAUGCCAGUUUGGGCCCUGCGAAAAGAAAUAAUGUACUGGAUCCCCGGAGUGGUGGCCUCCUGGCUCAUCUAUCGCUGGUACAAGGACAGAAAAAGAGUGCCCAACAAGCAAGAUAAAUACGUCUACAUCACUGGCUGUGACUCUGGGUUUGGUAAUCUCCUGGCGACACACCUGGACAAGCUGGGCUUUAGUGUGAUUGCAGCUUGUUACACUGAGAAGGGUGAGGAUGAGCUGAAGAAGGUCGCUUCCGACAGACUGACAACUGUUCAUCUGGAUGUCACCGACUCAGAGAGUGUCUGCAAAGCAGCCGCUGUCAUCAAGACUCUGGUUGGACAGAAGGGUCUGUGGGCCGUGGUAAAUAAUGCAGGAGUUGCUCAUCCGUCUGGCCCCACUGACUGGCUCAUUGUAGACGACUACAAGGCCAUGCUUGCUGUCAAUCUGUUCGGUGUAAUCGAUGUAACACUGAGCGUCCUCCCUCUCAUCAAGAUGGCCAGAGGCAGAGUGGUGAAUGUCGCCAGCGUGUUUGGGCGAAUCACCCCAUUCGGUGGACCUUACUGUGUGUCCAAGUAUGGCGUGGAGUCCUUCAACGACAGUCUGCGUUUGAACAUGGCACCGUUUGGAAUCAAGGUGGCAUGCAUUGAGCCAGGCUUCUUCAAAACAAAUGUGACUGAUACAGUGAUCAUGAAAGACAACGUGAAGAAGCUCUGGGACAGAUUACCUCAGGAUGUGAAGGAUGACUAUGGACAAGAUUUCUUGGCAGAAUCUCUUGACAUGUUGGACCAGAGGUUUAGGAUGUUGACGGACGGCAACCUGAUGAAGGUGGUCAACUGCAUGGAGCACGCCGUCUCUGCGGUUCAUCCUCGUACUCGCUACUCUGCUGGAUGGGACGCAAAAUUUUUCUGGCUGCCUUUGACGUACAUGCCGACCUUCAUCGUGGAUAGACUCUUGCGUCAAAAUUGCCCCAAACUAAAAAUAUCUGGACUGUAGUUUCUUUCAGAUUAGUUGUUUGAGGAAGAAUUCGGGCGAACUUGAAGAUCACUAGUGUGUCUGUUACUUUUACUGCAAUAAAUGUUUGUACAUGAAGGAUUACCGGGUUACAUCAUAUAAACAUAUUCUUUAUCAUGAAA